CGGUGCGCGUGCGCGCCGGCGGUGCCCGCGGGCGCAGGAGGGCGCGGGGUAUGUCGGCCACGUGCGCCGUGUCCCGGAAAGCGCCGCUGCCAAGGCCUCGUUCCCAGGGCGAGAGGGAGCCGCCCGCCAAGGUGAUGCGCAGGGGGCUGCGGCGAGGCCGCGAGGAGGAGCGGGAGCAGCUGCCGUGGCCGGGAGAGAGCGCGAGCGGCAUGGGAGCGGAGGCCGAGGCGGAGCGGGCGGCACCGCUGAGCGACGAGCGGCGGAGGCGGCAGCCUCUAGAACCCAGGGCGCUGACGACGGCGUCGGCCAGGGCGGUGGAGGAGGAGGAACGUCUGGAGCGGGAGCACUUUCGGAGGAUCAUCAACGCUUUCCGAUAUUACGGAACGAAUAUGCAUGAACGAGUGAACAGAACAGAGAGGCAGUUUAAGUCUCUCCCAGCUAACCAACAGAGUCUUCUUCCUCAAUUUCUUCCUCACCUUGACAAGAUUCGGAAGUGCAUUGAUCAUAAUCAAGAAAUACUACAAACCAUUGUGAAUGACUGUGUUCAUAUGUUUGAAAAUAAGGAAUAUGGAGAAGAUGGAAGCGGGAAGAUUACACCAGCUUCAACAUUUGACAUGGAUAAAUUAAAGUCCACAUUGAAACAAUUUGUGAGAGACUGGAGUGAAGAGGGAAAAUCUGAGAGGGAUUCCUGCUACCAGCCAAUUAUUAGUGAAAUUAUAAAGAACUUUCCAAAAGAAAGAUGGGAUUUCUCCAAAGUUAAUAUCCUGGUACCUGGUGCUGGGCUAGGUAGAUUGGCGUGGGAAAUAGCUAUGCUCGGUUAUGCUUGCCAAGGAAAUGAAUGGAGCCUCUUUAUGCUCUUUUCUUCUAACUUUGUACUCAACAGAUGCUCUCAAAUUAAUUCAUGUAAGCUUUAUCCCUGGAUUCAUCAAUUUAGCAAUAACAGAAGAUCUGCUGAUCAGAUACGACCAAUUUAUUUCCCAGAUGUUGAUCCUCACAGUCUUCCUUCUGGUUCAAACUUCUCUAUGACAGCAGGGGAUUUUCAGGAAAUUUAUUCUGAGUGCAAUACGUGGGACUGUGUAGCAACUUGCUUUUUCAUAGAUACAGCACAUAAUGUUAUUGAUUAUAUUGAUACUAUAUGGAAAAUACUAAAGCCUGGAGGAAUAUGGAUAAAUGUAGGUCCUCUCCUUUACCAUUUUGAAAACCUGGGGAAUGAACUUUCCAUAGAAUUAAGCUACGAGGAUAUAAAAAAUGUUAUCCUGCAGUAUGGAUUCCAUAUAGAGGUGGAGAAAGAAUCUGUGCUGUCAACUUACACUGUGAAUGAGCUCUCCAUGAUGAAAUACUACUAUGAAUGCGUGUUGUUUGUGGUGAGAAAACCAGAAAAGUAGUGGUCUGAAUAGGUUAAUGGGAAAAUAAGGUUGGCUUGAAAGAUAGAAAUGAGAAUAAAAUAAUGUGGUGAUGUAUGGACACAACCUCAAAUCAGUGGUGCCUUCUUGUUCCUAAGAGGAUAUAGAUAGUGUCUAUUUUCUUAAUAUCUCUAUUGCUAUUCAGACAUAUACUAUGCCAUGCAUAUUCAUAAUAAACUUGUGAAAGAUCAGACGUUCACAUGCAUUGUCUUUGUGCUUUGGAAUGCAUUA
This is a messenger RNA of Poecile atricapillus (Black-capped chickadee), 1634 nucleotides long. RefSeq names its product carnosine N-methyltransferase 1 (gene CARNMT1). The transcript has 8 exons. Gene Ontology annotation, molecular function: S-adenosylmethionine-dependent methyltransferase activity. The record is from RefSeq and is a predicted model, not a curated record. Bases 51 to 1385 code for a protein of 444 amino acids. Lineage: Eukaryota; Metazoa; Chordata; Aves; Passeriformes; Paridae.